This is a messenger RNA of Colletotrichum phormii, 806 nucleotides long. RefSeq lists its product as uncharacterized. The coding region runs from base 115 to 567 and encodes 150 amino acids. The transcript has a single exon. The record is from RefSeq and is a predicted model, not a curated record. NCBI's taxonomy places the organism in Eukaryota, Fungi, Ascomycota, Sordariomycetes, Glomerellales, Glomerellaceae.
AGUCCCGAAUGAGACACAUUCUGGUGCUUUUACCGAUUCAACUCCUCUUGAUUUCUUCCCAAUACAUUAACAUCUGAUACCCCCCAUAUUCAACCCAUAACAUAUGGUUUCUUGAUGACGCAGAACCUCUCAUCAACCGUAGACGCAAGUGAGAUUUGCACAUUACCUCUUUCGCAGCAUCACUUUUCAUUGCUUAUCCCCUUCGUCAGCCACCGCCGGCGGCCCGUCCACAUGAUGAGUCUGCAGACGGCAACAGAGGCGGGAAGACGAACCAACCCUUUCCCAUCCUCUUCCCGCGCGGCGCGGACGGGAGGGCUCAACCGAGCCUUGCUAAGGUAUGACCGCUCUGGAAGCUGGUUCCAUCACGGACGUCAUGAAAGCUUAACAGCAGCUCUCGUGAAGAACUACCGGCAAAGAGGAUUCGAUAUUGAACUCGGCGACGCCGUGAAAGUCGCGACGCCGGCCAAUCGCAGAGACAGCGUACACUGCAAUCCCCCAUGCCUACUUGGUACUUACCACCCCUUGAGACAUGCAGCCCUCUGCAGCUUGUUCGGCCGGGGUGUGUGAGAAGAGCGGGGUUCGGUCUCUCUCUCUCUCUCUUUCCCUUCUUUCCCCCAUCCCUUCCUCCUACGGAUACGGAAUCCGUCAGGCCAACCUGCGGAGCCAACUUGAUCCUCCCGAACAGAAAUGACAAAGUUUUGGGCGGGCAGAAUGGCAGGAGAUGAGGCUCUGCGAGCUAUUGGGGCAAGAUCCUCUCCGGGUCAAGUGGAUUCCCCUCUUCCUCUAGCACGAUUCGACACUCGACG